Molecule: messenger RNA, 1050 nt
Organism: Hibiscus syriacus
Lineage: Eukaryota; Viridiplantae; Streptophyta; Magnoliopsida; Malvales; Malvaceae
Product: probable glutathione S-transferase
Exons: 4
Coding region: 1-1029 (342 amino acids)
Biological process (GO): glutathione metabolic process
Cellular component (GO): cytoplasm
Molecular function (GO): glutathione transferase activity
Source: RefSeq, a predicted model, not a curated record
AUGGAGAUUCGUUCUCCUAUUUCUUCCCAGCAGAUUCAACCAAAUCGACCUCGUAGCUCUGGCCAUCAUACUAAUCAUCACGCUCAUCAUCUGUUACCGCACCAGAGAAAGGUCCAUCGUCAACAUGAUUCUCACCGCAUUACAUAUCCUCUUCAUAGCUUUCGUUAUAUUGAUGGGGUUUUGGAGAGGCGAUUGGAACAAUUUCACCCGCCUGGCGAAUCCCCAGAUUUCUGUUUAUUUAACUACGGCUUCGUUUUCGGUGGAUUUCGAGGGGGAAAGGAGGGGCAGAAAUGGGUGGCGAGGGUGAUCGGAGUGGGGGCGAGCCUCGAUACAUGUGGCAGUCAAACGAUCCAGGAGGAGGUGAAGCUGGUGGGUGCAUGGUUCAGCCCAUAUGUUCACAGGGUGACCUGGGUUUUGAAGUUGAAAGGAAUCCAAUAUGAAUACGUGGAAGAAAAAAUAAACAGCAAGAGCUCUCUCCUUCUGGAUUGCAACCCUGUGCACAAGAAAGUACCGGUGCUGCUUCAUCAUGGAAAACCAAUAGCUGAAUCUCUUUUCAUCAUUGAGUACAUUGAUGAGACUUGGAAACAAAAUCCCAUUUUGCCCACUGAUCCUUAUGACAGGGCAAUGGCUAGAUUUUGGGCUCCCUACAUUGACCAAAUGAUACUUGAAGGUUCAAAGAGAGCGUUAUAUGUGGAAGGAGAGCAGCUAAAGAAAGAGAUAAAGAAGGUAUCAGAGGCCAUGGAAGUGCUUGAAGGGAUGCUGAAAGGAAAGAAAUACUUCGGAGGAGAUAGGUUAGGGUUCUUGGACAUCGCCUUCGGCUGGAUAGCUAUAUGGUUGGAGGCCAUUGACCAAGUGGCCGGCUUUCGAUUUCUCGACUCUAACAAAUACCCUUUGCUCCACAAAUGGAAGAACAAAUUCAGAGAGAUCGAUGUCGUCAAGGACAGCUUGUUUCCCAUGGAAAAGUUGGUUUGCUUCUUUAAGAAAUACAGCCAAUAUUCAAAGCUGAAAUUAUCGGAAGCAACAAAAUGAGAGAUUAUUGCUGAUAAUUAA